This is a messenger RNA of Pogonomyrmex barbatus (red harvester ant), 1654 nucleotides long. Its product is annotated as myrosinase 1. NCBI's taxonomy places the organism in Eukaryota, Metazoa, Arthropoda, Insecta, Hymenoptera, Formicidae. Gene Ontology annotation, biological process: carbohydrate metabolic process. Gene Ontology annotation, molecular function: beta-glucosidase activity. The record is from RefSeq and is a predicted model, not a curated record.
AACUGUCGUAGUUAGUGACACUCAGUCGUUUUCAUAAUGGCAAGAUAUUCAUUUUUUAGAGUUACUUUUAGCUUUACUUUUGUCAUCACGUAUGGCUUUGCUAAUGACACAUUGUCUUUUCCCAAGGAUUUUCUAUUUGGCGUAUCUACUGCUGCUUAUCAAGUAGAAGGAGCUUGGAAUAUAAGUGGUAAAGGCAUAAGUAUUUGGGAUCGAUGGACACAUGAUCAUCCAAAUCUUAUACGUGAUGGCAGCAAUGGUGAUGUGGCUUGUGAUACUUAUCACAAAUAUAAAGAAGAUGUACAGAUAUUAAAGAACAUAGGUGUUGCCUUUUAUCGCUUUUCUCUCAGUUGGACACGUAUUUUACCAACUGGUUAUCCUAAUAAUAUUAAUCAAGAAGGACUUAAUUAUUACAAAAAUCUUAUUAAUGAAUUAUUAGCGAAUGGUAUUGAACCAUAUGUCACUUUAUAUCAUUGGGAUCAUCCAGACAUCUUUGAAACCAUGGGUGGAUGGACUAAUGAAAUGAUGGUUGAAUGGAUAUCCAAUUAUGCAAGAGUUGUUUUUAAAGAGCUUGGCCCCAAAAUUAAAUACUUUAUAACUCUCAAUGAACCCGGAAUCUUUUGCGAUCACGGAUACACGACAGGCAUAAAAGCACCAGGAAAGAAAUUAGGCCGUAUUGGUCAAUAUCUUUGUGUGCAUAACAUGCUGAAGGCACAUGCCAGGAUUUAUCAUAUUUAUAACAAAGAAUUUCGGAAUCAGCAAAAAGGCCAAAUCGGUAUAGUUUCAUACGGCGUAGGCCUAUUCCCGAAAAAUGCUUCUGAUAUCGCAGCAGUAGAUAUAGCUUUCCAAUUUAUUUGCGGAUGGAUAAACCAUCCUAUUUUUUCACAGACUGGUGAUUACCCAGCAAUUAUGAAAACUCGUAUAGCUGAGAGCAGUAAAUUAGACGGUUUUCCAAAAUCAAUUUUGCCAGUAUUUUCACCAGAAUGGGUGCAGUAUAUUAAAGGUACAUCAGACUUCUUCGGAAUAAAUAUUUAUACUUCAAAAAUAGUAGAAACGGUGCCACGAAUUAACGGACAGCCAUGGUAUGAAUAUUCCGGCAUAAAAAAAAGUGUAGAUCCAUCGUGGCCAAAAACCGCGCUACCUGACUUCAGGAUUGUUCCUGCUGGAUUUCGACAACUUCUUAAUAAAAUUACAACUGAAUAUAAUCGUCCACCUAUCUUCAUUUUCGAGAAUGGUUUCUCCGACUCAUGUUGUACUUAUGAUUAUGCAAGAAUAUCUUUCUUAAAUUCUUAUAUGAAGGAAAUGUUAGCUGCCAUUAAGAAAGAUAAUUGUAAUGUGAAAGCAUAUACUGUUUGGAAUCUCUUUGACGAUUUUGAAUGGGAGUAUGGUUAUACACUACGAUUUGGAUUAGUAAGUGUCGAUCAUAACGAUCCUAAUCGAACAAGAACUCCGAAAUUGUCAAUGGAUUGGUAUAAACAAGUUAUUAAGUCUCGAAAACUUGAGAAUUCUUAGAUAGAUAAAUAUAUAAGAUAAAUAUAUUUUAAGUUAGACCUACAAGUUAGAUAAAAGGACAUAAAAUUAUUUAGUUGAACAUUCCGUUAUUUGUUUGAGUCUCUGUUAUUUCUAAAUUAAUUGUUUAUAUAUUAUGUUACAUAUA